Symbiodinium sp. CCMP2456 is the source of this 305-nucleotide messenger RNA. The record is from the annotation of a GenBank genome assembly. NCBI's taxonomy places the organism in Eukaryota, Dinophyceae, Suessiales, Symbiodiniaceae.
GGGGUGCGCGGAACGGGGGCGGUGACAGCGCUUUUGUGCAUUUUCAGGUGACACGCGCUGAAGCGAUUCGAAACUCGGUGGCGAAAGUCGCGUGCAAGGCGACCGGCCUCGGACAGAUGAUAGCCACGUUCGAGGGAGGGCUCGAACACCCCAGCCCGAACACAGAGGGCGGGAUGUACUGUUUGAACGCGGCGUGCCGCGACUUCGGCACUCGCAACGGAGAUCACCUGCUGCUCAGUCCGCGCAACGGCCAAAUUCCAUCGAAAGCACGGUCAACAGCACCCGCUCCCGAUCUUCGUACGGCG